Molecule: messenger RNA, 3585 nt
Organism: Myxocyprinus asiaticus (Chinese sucker)
Lineage: Eukaryota; Metazoa; Chordata; Actinopteri; Cypriniformes; Catostomidae
Gene: cyldl
Product: cylindromatosis (turban tumor syndrome), like
Exons: 14
Coding region: 617-2938 (773 amino acids)
Biological process (GO): protein K63-linked deubiquitination
Cellular component (GO): cytosol
Molecular function (GO): cysteine-type deubiquitinase activity; K63-linked deubiquitinase activity
Source: RefSeq, a predicted model, not a curated record
GCACUUCCUCAACGUCCAAACGGCAAUCUUGGUUUGGAGCGACGACUGGUAAUAAGAAAUUUUAGUCUUUACUGGAAAAUAGUUUCCUCAACACACCAGAACUGCAUUACUAACGUCUGACAAUAACUUUAUCACAUAUAACUUUAAGUGUAUUCUUUUAUUCCUUAUUUGGAAAUUUGCAUUAUACGACAAUUUCGUUUUGGGAAACAGAAAUCGAAAGUAGUAACUAGCAACUGACGGUAAGUAGAAAUCUCUGCGUGCUAUAUGUUAGGUCAGAUGUUUGCGCAAUUCACAAUGAGAUUGUAAUGUUGCUACUGAGUUGUUGUUAACUUAAGCUACUGUAACUGUAUCUGCCGUAUAGUUUGACAGGUCAAACUGUCAAUAAACUAUCAUGGGAUAAUAUUACUAACUAUUGACUGUUUAAUCAUUACAGAGUGUCUACACAACUCUUCCUGUCUACCAGUGUUAUUUUGUUUUGUUUACUUGGAAACAUUUAAAUAACUUACGGAUAAACAUGCAAUGCUCAGAGGAAGUGAAUAACUAUUAAAGGGAGAUUCCAGUGCUUUAGGCCCAUCCCCGCAUAGUACUUCAAUUUUCCAAGUGACAGUUUUGAGAAAUGACUUCAGCCGACAACAACGAGUACUUCAUUAUACAUGCAAAACCACCCUCAUCACAUGGCUACCUAAAUGUUGGUGAAAUAUGCUUCAUUUCAAAGGAACGAUAUGAUGCAUUGAAAAAAAGAAAUGACACAAACAUUGUACCUAUAAUUUGUAUGGGCUCAAUGUUAGAUUCACACCUUAAUGCAAGCCUUCUGCACCCAUUGACCCGCAGGUCAGCAGAAUUACUGCUGGCUCUUGAAACCAACGAGGAGCGAAUAAUAGCACUGAAAGACCCUGAGGCUUUACAGAAUGCUUUGGAUCUGUCUGAAGGUAGUCAGGUAUAUGUGGAACAUAAUGGGCAGUUGCUCAAAGGUGUGAUUCGAUACAUUGGCAGUAUCACAUCGCCUUCCUUUCACUUUCAACAUUCAUGUCCUAUAGUAGGAGUGUUCUUUGGGGUGGAACUGCUGGGUGAAGAUAAAGGGAAAGGCCUGAAUGAGGGCUCCUACCACUUCAAAACCUACUUCAAUUGUUCCAAAAACUCAGGGAUUUUUGCCCCUUUUACAAGAGUCAAACCUAUGGAUCCUAAACCUUUAGUUCCCCUGUCCAAGACAUCUACUGAGCCACUCAUGGUUGGAGACAGAGUGACCUUUAUUGAUGAACGUGAAUAUGUCCACCAUGGCAUGGUUAUGAACAUAAACGACAAAAAAAUGGUUCUCAUAUCCACUGAUAGGGAUGAAGAUGGGAAGCAGGGGGGAGAGAUAACAGUUCCGUUAGAUUGUGUCAUUAAAGAGGAGCUGUUAAAUAAAGAUGAAUGUGAAAAAAUGGACACUUCUCAGGGCCCAGAGAUGGGGAAUGUUACUGAUUCUGCAGAAAUUACUGUUGGCUCCCUUGUGCAGGUGAUUCUGGGUAAAGGACCUGCUUAUGGAACUGUCCGUUGGAUUGGAUUUCUCCCAGAUUUCCCUGAGAUGCGUGCUGGACUGGAACUGGAGGAUGCCUGUGGAGUGAAUGAUGGAACAUUUAAAAAAAAGCGCUACUUCUCCUGUCCUCCAAAAUGUGGAUUAUUUGUGAAACUGGCAUCCUGUCAGCCUGAUGACCGUUUCUCUGGUGCAAAGGAGAAAGUGUUUAAUGGACAUUCUGAUCAUGAUGAGGCAUUAGCAUCUUUGGAACAGGAGAAUGUACCACCUGUUAGAUCAGAAGAUGUGUCAAAGAGAUUGGUUGGCCGUAUGAAGGGAAUUCAGGGUCACUGCAACUCCUGUUAUAUGGACUCUGCCCUGUUCAGUUUGUUUUCCUGUUCAUCAGUCCUGGAUUCUCUGCUUUUUAAGUCCAUACAACGUGCAGACCACCCUAUUCAAAGCACUCUUCUGAAGGACAUCGUCAACCCUCUCCGCAGAGAAGGUUUUGUACCAGAGAGGAGUGUGAUGAAGCUUCGGCAGCUACUGCAAAAACGAGGCCACUGCCCCACUUACACCACAGAUGAGAAGGAUCCCGAGGAGUUCCUCUCUCUCAUCAUGCAAGAGGUUCUGUCGCUAGAUCCUCCACUCAAACUGAGGAGCCAGUUAGGUAAUAAAAAAGACCAAGGCAAAGUACAAAGCUGUUACUUCUACCAAAUCUUUAUGGAUUACAACCAUCCAUUAGUCCUGCCAACUGUUCAACAGCUACUGGAACAUUCCUUUCACAGCAACAGUCUCAAACUAUCAGAGGUGCCUGCCUGUUUGAUUCUUACCAUGCCUCGCUCAGGGAAGAGUUUCAAAAUGUUUCCAAAAAUCAUUCCUUCUACAGAACUGGAUAUCACUAGUCUUCUUUCUGAUGGUCCUCAGCAGUGUGUGUUGUGUGGUCAGUUGGCAAAUGAGGAGUGUGCUGAUUGCUUCAGAGAUCAAGUUUUUAGUGAUACCGGGUUCAAAUACUUCUGUGUGAAAUGUUCUGCUCAGGUUCACUCUCAUCAGGAGCGUCGAUGUCACAAACCUAGCAGCCUGCAUCUUCCUCAGGGAUACACUUACUCACAGAGUUCAGGGUCUGAUACACGCACUCCUCCACGGGAGAAACUAGAGCUGUUUGCUGUGCUGUGCAUAGAGACCAGUCACUAUGUGUCUUUUGUUAAAUACGGACCACAAGAUACUGACUGGAUCUUCUUUGAUAGUAUGGCUGACAGGAUUGGUGAAAAAGAUGGCUACAAUAUCCCAGAGGUGCAGGCAUGUCCUGAGGUUGGGAAGUAUCUACAUAUGCCUCUGGCUCAGCUAGCAAAUCAGGUACCUCGAGAGAUGGAUGGUGUGGCGAAGCGACUCUUCUGUGACGGUUACAUGUACCUUUACCAGAGUCAUAGUAUGUCUCUUUAUAGAUGAUAAAUCAAUGCUGAAGACAGACAUGCACAUAAAAUAAAUAAGAAAUCGCUAUCUGAAUAUCAAAGACUAGAUCUGCUUAGUAAUGGGUUGUGAUAAUUACAUCAUAAAACUAAAUGCUUCUGCUCCACAUUUCAGCAUUUAUUCAGUUUCCAAACAUUUAUACUUUCUGUUGGAAUCAAUUUCCCUGGACAAUAAUGCCUGAGUGGGUGGAACAUGCUAAAUCAGGAUGAUGAUAUUCCUUAACUGAUUUAGACUUGAAUAAAAUUAGUUAAAUCCAAACGCCUUAUAUGUAUAUAAAAACAGCAAAAAAACAAAAUUGCUUCUCUUUUAUUAUCUUAUCAGAAUGGAAGGAGGUUUUCUGUUUUUUAUUUUCUUCAGAUGCCAUCACUGAACUGUGAGCAAAUCUACUGUAGCUAGCUGCCCUAAUUAUUGUAUGUUGAAAGGGGGUCAAGACAUUUUUAAGUUUAUAUAGUACAUUUAAUCAUGAAAGGUUAAAUAGUUGGAAAUAAAAAAAACUACUGUAAAAGAAGUUUCUUUAAAACAUUGAUGUUGAUGACUUAAAGGAAUAGUUCACCCAAAAAUGUAAAUUCUCUCAUCAUUUAUUCACCCUCAUACCAUCCCAGAUGUGUAUGACUUUUUUCUUCUGC